AGAAAUGUCAAAUUUUGUGUGGGUUCUUUUUUAAAAACAGAAUUUGCAAAACCUAAAUGUCUCUCUGAGUAAAGACGAAACGGAAAAAAAAACCUGAGAAAUAUCAGUUGCAUUCAUUUUCGCCGACAUCGUUUUUAUUAAUUAAUAUUUGCUGCUAAUUUGUAGAACAUUGAAAAUAUUUCAAUUUAAUGAAAGCUUUUAAAUGUUUUGAUAUCAUGUAUUUCGUUUAAUACUACCAUCGUAAUGUGAUUAGAGUCCUGAUAAUAUAAAAUCAGCGAGAAAGAACGAAAUAGAGACAUUAACAAGUGGAGAAAAUGAAAGUAUGAUUUUUAUGUCUUGUGGCUGUUUAAAGUUCCUCUGUUAAAAUUCGGCCUUUCGUCCUCUCGGGAUCGAUAAAUAGUAAAUUCCAAUUGAACAUUGGGGUCGAUGUAAUCGAUUUAUCCUUUGCCUGAAUUUACUGGCCUUGUGCCAAAAUUUCAAAUCAUUAUUAUUAUUGAGAGCAGCAGCGCAGGCCAUCUUUAGUGACACUGGGAUAUAAACAUACGAAGCCCGUCUGAUGAGGGUACACCGGGCACAUGCUGUACAACGAUAUGUGCGCGACAUAGUGAUCUCAUAUCAAGGGUUUCUAAUGAUAUUGAGAUUUUGAAGACUAAAGAAUGACAUUACAAGAAAUACUUCACAGGGUGUCCUUGGUAAAGUGCCAUUAAUUUCCCAUUCCUGUAAUCCAUGGCAUCAAAAUUGACUGAGACUUUCCUCUUAUAUAACGUCUUUCAUCAGUUCUGAUUUGUAAGUUCCAGACAAAUGUAUAAGAUACCAACUUCAUUUGAAGAAAACGGUCUUAAUUGGAAAUAUCUACAGAAAUAUUUUUAUACUGAAAAUUAUGGGAGAAAAGUAACUUUCUGUUUAAUGAAAAACACUUGAAAUUAUGGAGAAGCUAAAUGAACGACUGGAUGAUAAUAGAAGAGAGACUGGCAAGACUGAGGUCUCUCCUCAUCACACAGAGAAAGUGUACAAGUGUGACAUAUGUGGGAAGUGUUUUAAAAUCAGAAGAUGUUUUAUACAACAUAAAUUACUCCAUAAACAACCUAAACACGUGUGUGAUAUAUGUGGGAAAAAGUUCUCUACUAAUCAAUGUUUAUCUAAACACAAACGUAUUCACACAGGAGAGAAGCCAUAUCAUUGUGACAUUUGUGAGAAAAAAUUCUCUGAAAAUUGUAUUUUGUUGAAACAUAAACGUAUUCACACUGGAGAAAAGCCAUUUCAUUGUGAUAUUUGUGGGAAAACAUUUGCUGAAAAUAGCAAUGUAUUGAUUCAUAAACGAAUGCAUACAGGCGAGAAACCAUAUCAGUGUAAUGUUUGUAACAAAGCAUUUUCAGUGAAAAGUAAUUUAUCAAAACAUAAACGUACUCAUACAGGCGAGAAACCCUAUCGUUGUGAUGUCUGUGAUAAAACCUUCUCUGCUAAUGACACUUUAUUCAACCACAAACGUAUUCAUACGGGAGAAAAACCAUAUCAUUGUGAUGUCUGUGGGAAAACAUUUUCUGAAAAUAGAUCUUUGUCUACUCACAAGCGUAUUCACACCGGAGAAAAACCAUACCAUUGUGAUAUUUGUGGUAAAGCAUUCUCCAACAGUAGUUCUUUAUCGACUCACAAACGUAUUCACACAGGAGAAAAACCUUACCAUUGUGAUGUGUGUGGUAAAACAUUCUCUAAAAGCAGUAACAUAUCCAUUCAUAUUCGCAUUCACACAGGAGAGAAACCAUAUCGUUGUGACAUUUGUCGCAAGACAUUCUCUGAAAAUAGUACUUUAUCUAAGCAUAGACGUAUCCAUACAGGAGAAAGGCCAUACCAUUGUGAUAUCUGUGAUAGCACAUUCAAUAAUAAUAGUUCAUUAUCUACACACCGGAAAUUUCACACAGGAGAAAAACCAUAUCAUUGUGAUAUCUGUGGCAAGACAUUCUCUGUUAGCAGUUCUUUAUCGAAACACAAACGUACACACACUGGAGAAAAACCUUACCAUUGUGACAUUUGUGGUAAGACAUUCUCUGAAAGUAGUUCUUUAGCCAAACACAAACGUACACACACUGGAGAAAAGCCAUACCUUUGUGAUAUUUGUGGUAAAUCUUUCUCUGAUAGUAGCUCUUUUUCUAGACAUAAACGCAAUCAUUCAGGAAAAAUCUUACCAUUGUGAUUUGUGCGAAAGUACAUUCACUACUUGUAAUUCAUUCUCUACACCAGUGGUUCUCAAUCGGGGUCUAUAUGACUCUUUGAGGUCCAUGUGACCACUUGGGGUCCAUAUAAGACUUUUGGCAGUCCACACAAGCAAAAUAGUAAAUGGGGUCCACAAGUAGUAGUUUAUGGACCCAUGAAAAAUUUUGCUUUAGAUUCAUUGGAAAAAAAAAACAGAUUUCUUUAAUGUUUUACAUAGUUCAGACUCUACAAGUGAACAUCAUCAUCAUUUAACAUCCACUUUCCAUGCUGGCAUGGGUUGGAUGGUUUGACCAAGGACUGGUGAGCCAGAAGGCUGCACCAAGCUCCAAUCUGAUCUGGCAAAGUUUCUACAGCUGGAUGCCCUUCCUAACACCAACCACUCCGAGAGUGUAGUGGGUGCUUUUACGUGCCACCAGUAUGAGGGCCAGUCAGGUGGCUCUGGCAACGACCAUGCUCAAAUGUUUUUCAUGUGCCAGUAAGGUGACGCUGGCAACGAUCAUGCUCAAAUGGUGCUUUUUACAUGCCACCAGCAUGGGAGUCAAUCCGUAGCCCAGAUGUGCCUUUAACAUUCCACUGGCACGAGUGCCAAUCAGGCGAUACUGCCAUCAGCCACAUCAGCGAUUUUGAGGUGAAACGCAAAAUAGGAAGCAUCUAUAAAACUAGUUUUUAAACAUCAAAUGGCCGGGGGUGAGGUCACCAGAAUAAAACAGUAAUCAAAGGAUUUGAUAGGCAAAAAAUGGUAGAGAACCACUGAUUUUCACACUAAAGAUAAACCAUCCACCAGUGUGAUAUCUGCAGAAUAUAGUUGACAAUACUUCUUUCUGAAAACCACAUUUUCAUUGAGAGAGAUCAUUCUUCACAAUUCUCCAACUUGGUACUGAUGCUCUUCCCACCCCAACGUUUUUAUUUUUGGUUCUGUGAGGAAAUAUGGCUGUGCUUUUGACCGUUGUAGACUCUGUGACUGGGUCACAGUUGGUGCAACAAAAACUUUGAUACCAAAUAAUAAAUAUUUAAGUGAA
Molecule: messenger RNA, 3230 nt
Organism: Octopus bimaculoides (California two-spot octopus)
Lineage: Eukaryota; Metazoa; Mollusca; Cephalopoda; Octopoda; Octopodidae
Biological process (GO): regulation of transcription by RNA polymerase II
Molecular function (GO): RNA polymerase II cis-regulatory region sequence-specific DNA binding; DNA-binding transcription factor activity
Source: RefSeq, a predicted model, not a curated record